Messenger RNA from Macadamia integrifolia, 1550 nucleotides. Its product is annotated as caffeoylshikimate esterase-like. Gene Ontology annotation, cellular component: membrane. The coding region runs from base 310 to 1389 and encodes 359 amino acids. The transcript has a single exon. The record is from RefSeq and is a predicted model, not a curated record. NCBI's taxonomy places the organism in Eukaryota, Viridiplantae, Streptophyta, Magnoliopsida, Proteales, Proteaceae. Gene Ontology annotation, molecular function: lipase activity.
CCCCACCUUGUGAUUAAAUGAGAGAAGCUGUGCCACCAACCACUCACCAGCACCACGUUCCUCAUUGAUUGGAACGGAAAGUCUAAUAGUCCCACGACUCCACUCUCUUCCAUGGGAAGCUUUUUCUGGGAUCUAAAUCUCUUAUGACAUUACUUUUGGUUUCUUCUAUCCUCAAUUAUCUUCCUCCACCUUCCACUUCAAGUUCUUUCAUAGCCUUUCUAUAUAGGCUUCACCUCUCUUCUCUCACUUGGGCAUCAUUUAAUCCCUCUCGGCUCCUCACAGUGAGUAGUGACUAGAGACCGUUUACAGAUGACGGAGAAAGAGAAGGUUGUUCACCCAGUAGGUGAGGCGAACGAGAAGAGCCCAUUUGGGUCUCUCUCGCUGGAGGAGUUCUGCGCACGCCACUCCGUUUCUCACUCCUCCCAAUACAUCACCAACGCCCGUGGCAUGAAACUCUUCACCCAAUCCUGGAACCCUCUCCCACCCAAAAAGAUCCACGGCAUCGUCGCCGUCGUUCAUGGUUACACCGGAGAGUCAAGCUGGUUCGUCCAACUCACCUCCACCCUCUUCGCCAAGUCCGGUUUCGCCACUUGCGCUAUAGACCACCAAGGUCACGGCUUCUCCGAAGGUCUCCCUUACCAUAUCCCCGACAUCAACCCCGUCGUCGACGACUGCAUCUCUUUCUUCGACUCCUUCCGCUCUCUUCACCCAUCGUCUCUCCCCUCCUUCCUCUACUCCGAGUCCCUUGGCGGAGCCAUCGCUCUCCUCAUCCACCUAAGCAAGAAAAGCAAGCCAUGGGAUGGCGUUGUGUUAAACGGAGCCAUGUGUGGAGUGAGCGACAAGUUCAAGCCUCCAUGGCCGUUGGAGCACUUUUUAUCUCUGGCGGCAGCGGUGGUGCCGACGUGGCAGGUUGUCCCUACCAGAGGGACUAUUGUGGAAGUGUCGUUCAAGGAGGAGUGGAAGAGGAAGUUGGCGAUGGCUUCUCCUAAGAGGAACCCAGGGAGACCUAGGGCAGCCACGGCGAAGGAGUUGCUGAGGGUGUCGAGUGAGUUGCAAGGGAGGUUCGAGGAAGUGGAUCUGCCGAUGCUAAUUGUUCAUGGUGAAGAUGAUGUGGUGUGCGACCCUGCAUGCGUGGAGGAGCUGUAUCGACGAGCCUCGAGUAAGGACAAGACGCUUCGGAUAUAUCCUGGCAUGUUGCACCAGAUGGUUGGUGAACCUCAGGAGAACGUUGACUUGGUCUUCGGCGAUAUUGUUGACUGGCUCCGUCACCGGGCUUUCUCCGAACCACAGGCAACUGCACCACCAUCGCCAUCGCCGCCGCCGCCACCGCCAUUGCCAUUAGUGCUUACCGAACAACCUCAACGCCCGUUUGAAGGGAUACACUCUUAAUUAAGUACCUCUCUCUCUCUAGAGAUUGUUUGUUAAUAAAUUUCUGUUUCCUUUGUUGCCCUCACUAGCAAGGGAAUAUUGGAUUGGAAAUAGAAGUCUAUUAUUUCGGUGCUAAAGGUGCCGUUUGAUAACACAGAGUAAAAUGACGUAUUUACCCCUUA